Molecule: messenger RNA, 791 nt
Organism: Cajanus cajan (pigeon pea)
Lineage: Eukaryota; Viridiplantae; Streptophyta; Magnoliopsida; Fabales; Fabaceae
Product: senescence-associated family protein (DUF581)
Source: RefSeq, a predicted model, not a curated record
UGUUUUAUUUAUUUAUCUCCCCAUAGCGCCACUGUUUUCACCUUCACCCACCUUCACUCUCCCUCUCUCUCUCUGUGUCUCUUCUUUCACAUCUCAUACCAAUACCAAAGUAGCAACAACUGAAGAAGAUGCUUCUCGGGAAAAGACCUCGUCCUCCAAUGAAGAGAACCACCAGCAUGUCCGAAAUAACGUUGGAUCUGAACACCGCUGCCUCCGAUGCUGUUGACCAACAGAGAUCAGGUGCUGUUACUUCCUCGGGAACAUCCAAAUUGCUCCGCAGACAUUCCUCCGAUUUCGUAGACUCAACACCUCACUUUCUCCGCGCUUGCUCUCUCUGCAAACGCCCUCUCGUUCCCGGUCGCGACAUCUACAUGUACAGGGGUGAUAGUGCUUUCUGCAGCCUGGAGUGUCGCCAGCAGCAGAUGAACCAGGACGAGAGAAAAGAGAAGUUUAUUAUGGCGUCGAAGAAGCAAUCCAUGGCUCCUCCACCAUCUGGGUCUAAAGUCACCGCCACCAAGGGAGAAACCACCGUGGUUGCGUUGUAGAUGUAAAAUCCAAACCAAGCAUGUCAAAAACAUGUUUAUAUACCUCUCCCUCUCUUUCUCUCUUAUCUUUUUCUUUUUCAAUUGUUACCCUGGGAGUGGAAACUUUUUGGAUAAUGGGAGUGGGUGGUUUUCCUUGCUUAAUUACAUGGGCAAACUGGGCAAAUCUAUUUUUUGGAUGUACCUUCUAGCAGUCCCCUUCGGAUUUUUAAUCCAUACAUAAUUUAAAUGGAGAACAAAUUUCCAAAA